This is a messenger RNA of Oryctolagus cuniculus (rabbit), 1953 nucleotides long. The record is from RefSeq and is a predicted model, not a curated record. NCBI's taxonomy places the organism in Eukaryota, Metazoa, Chordata, Mammalia, Lagomorpha, Leporidae.
GGCGGAGCCCGGCGCGCGGCCCCGGGCCGCACGUGCGCAGCCGGGAGGCGGAGCCAGGCGCGCGGGUCGGUGCAGCGCGGCGCGCCAUGGCGGAGCGCGGCGGCGACGGCGGCGCUCGCCCGUGGGCCCCCGAGGACGCCUGGAUCGGCAGCCACCCCAAGUAUUUGGAGAUGAUGGAGUUGGAUGCGGGAGACGCCACGCAAGUGUACGCAGCGUUCUUGGUUUUCCUGGACCUCAUGGAGAGUAAAAGUUGGCAUGAAGUGAACUGCGUGGGACUGCCAGAGCUGCAGCUCAUCUGCCUGGUCGGCACGGAGAUAGAAGGGGAGGGCUUGCAGACCAUUGUGCCCACGCCCGUCACAGCCUCCCUCAGCCACAACAGGAUCAGGGAGAUCUUGCAGGCAUCUCGGAAGCUGCGAGGAGAUCCGGAUUUGCCGAUGUCCUUUACCUUGGCCAUCGUGGAGUCCGACUCGACGAUCGUCUAUUACAGACUGACGGAUGGGUUCACGCUGCCAGACCCCCAGAACGUCCCCCUAAGGAGAUGACGCCUGCGCUCCCGACACAAGACCGCGAGACCCGUCGGCUGCUGCCUCUUGGACCUGCGACAGGCGGGGUCGCCCGGCUGGUCCCGCAGAACACAGCCUUCCCAGGCCGGGUUUUGUGUCGGGGAACUGGAGCAGUUGCUGGAGACUCAGCAGGGACAGUGACCCACGUCUGCGUGCAGGGCCGCCAGGCUGUUCUGAGGCUGUUCUGAGGCCGGCGCCUGUCCCUGCUUCCGACGGUGGGGUGGAGGGCGUUCUAAACCCCGACCCCUGCAGAGUCUGCUCCUGUCUGCGUCUUCAUCCCUCGUAGAAGGGAAAGACCCUCGCCUGUGGUUCUCCCACUGCAGUGCCUGCCACUCGCCUCUUGGGCCGACAGAGCUGGACGUGCACCCAUGCAGAGAGCGGGUUUGCGGCUGGACCCACAGGCUGGGGCGCUGCCGGCCAGGGCACACAGCCUCCCACCUGUCCUUGCCACCGCCCUGUUGUCAGCUGGAGCGGCACCAGGGAGGUGGAGAGGUGGGGCUAGCCUUAGCAAUGGCGUGGAGGUGGGGCUAGCCUUAGCAAUGUUGCAGAGGUGGGGCUAGCCUUAGCAAUGUCAUGGAGGUGGGGCUGUCCUGAGCAAUGUCACUGAGGUAGGCUAGCCUGAGCAAUGUCACAGAGGUGGGGCUAGCCUUAGCAAUGUCACGGAGGUGGGCUAGCCUGAGCAAUGUCACGGAGAUAGGCUAGCCUUAGCGAUGUCACGGAGGUGGGCUAGCCUGAGCAAUGUCACGGAGAUAGGCUAGCCUUAGCGAUGUCACGGAGGUGGGCUGGCCUGAGCAAUGUCGUGGAGGUGGGGCUAGCCUUAGCGAUGUUGUGGAGGUGGGCUAGCCUGAGUGAUGUCGCGUUGCCAGGCCAUCAGGCCAGUUCGGUUCCAGCCCCGGUCCAGGCGGCCGACACAGGAACACUCGAGGUCCUGGGUGGACCACCGUAGUAGCUCAGGUCGUGAGCUGCUUACAGACAAGGCAGGAGGCAGUGGGCCUCCUUGGAAAUCCAGGAAGUGCACGUCGGCCGCGCAGGCCGUCCCGUCUGCCGUGACUCCGGGCACUGCCGCCAUGGCGUGGAGGCAGCUGCAGUAGCCACGCAUGGCCGUGGUCCACUAGAACCGCACUCCAGUGGGCGUGGUUUGCCCAUCUGCAGGCAGGUGCGUGUGAAGGGCGGAUGUGCUCGCCGAUAGCGGUAAUGCCAGUGAAAACGUGGGGGGGGGGCAGUGCUCCACGAAGUGAGAACCGAGGCUCGGGGCGCCGCGGGCGAUGGCGCUGCAGACAUGCGGCGCCGGCGAGGCACAGCGCUGACCGGAGGGUGCGGGGGUGGGUCCUCUUUCCCCGAUGUCUCAGUCUCUCUGUACUACUUUUAUAAUAAAAACGCUUCACAUGGA